Symbiodinium sp. CCMP2456 is the source of this 540-nucleotide messenger RNA. The record is from the annotation of a GenBank genome assembly. Lineage: Eukaryota; Dinophyceae; Suessiales; Symbiodiniaceae.
AUGGCUUCGUUGGCCCAUGCCGGAACCUCCACGAGCAUUCCUGGCUCGGUGAUCUUUGAUGAGGGACAGGCCAUCAUACCUACACCGAAGUUGGAAAGUCGAUGGCGCACAAAGCAGUACGAGAAGGACCAGGAGCCAGUUGACGAUGAGGAGGUUGACAUCGACGCGACGGCCGGUCUUACAAAGAGAGAGCUGGUGCAGAUGAAGGCUUUGACGCAGAUAAGCUCUUGGCUGCGGUUCCACAAAUUUCGGGAGAUGGAUGUGAACGAGCAGCAGGUGCCCAGCGGAUGUUUUCUCUUCAAAAGGCCAGAGUCCAUGUGCCCCAUCCAUGUCGCAGCCAAGCGUGGCCACGAGAGGAUCAUCAAAUUUCUUCUCCUGGCGCGAGCAGAUCCCAAGCAGAAGACAUCCCGGGGCCGCACGGCACUUGAGAUCGCGCGGGAAGCAGAUACGGAAGGCUCCCAUCGCGAGGCGGUGAGGACUCUGAAGGCUGCCGAGAAGACUGUCUCAGCCCGGCGAGCCAUUGAGAUGAUGUGUAGUUGA